AAAACAUAAAAAAAUGAAAUUUAUCAAUUAUUUCAGCGUCUUUCUAUCUUCAAGAACAGACGUGUUAUGGUACGAUGAACAACACAACAUUGUUUUGUGCUGUACUGAUAAUAUGCUUUGGAAGUUUUGCGACUUCUCACGCAAAAGGAGUUUCUAUUGGUAGUGGAUGGUGUAUUAUGACAGUCAGGGAGAGAGGCAGACCGUCAACUAGAUAUAUCAAAACCGGAUAUUUUACCCACAUAAACGCUUGCUUACGAUGUGAAUGUCUACAGAACUUUUCUAUGAACUGUUACAAACGCGAGAAGGCUGGAAACGAAACACUGCAUUGUACGAAUUGUACCGAAAUCAACGCAUAUCAUCGUAGUUCAUUGUGUAGAGGAUUUUGUUGGGAUCAGUACGACUCAAAAGUGAGAGAAAUCUUUGAGAACUGGUUUGUAAGUGAUUCUGAUUGCAUUACGUGCAAAUGCAUUGGUGGCAUAACAGGAAUAAAUUGCGUUUUGCAUAAAUUCAAUAGUGAAGCAUUGUGUGUUGGUACAACGUGUCUUAAGUUUAUCAAAAGUCACGUGGCUUCCAAGGAUAGCUUUUCCUGUCAAAGAUGCCACAAUGGAGAGUAUGGAGUCAUGGCUGGUCAUCGGGAAAUAUGGGAGAGGUAUAUGAGAUGUUUUUGUAACAGUAGUGUUGUAACAUGCGAAAUUGAUGCCAAAAGUUUUUCCUAUUAUUUAAAAUAUGAUGGAAUGCAAUGGUACAACACAACAACAACAGAAGCUGUGGCUGUGUGGUUGGAAAAAGGAUGCAUGUUUCAAGAUGUUUUUAUACGCGAUAGAACAAUGCGUUUCGUAUCUGUUCACGGGUGUGGAAUAUGCUUCAAAUGUGCUUGUUAUUACGGAGUGUUAAAAUGUAUGUACAAUAAUCCACAAAUCGAAAUCCCUGCUGUCUGCGAAGGUGAAGAAAACUGCAAUAAAGCGGCACAAUAUCCAGCUGUUAUCGAAGGGUGCUCGAAUCCAAACAAAAGGAUGUGUGAAAACGGUGUAAUGGUUUCAUGGAAACAAAAUGGCUGCCAGAUGUACUGCUAUAAAUAUAGUUUGGUGAUAAAAGUAUUGGAGAGACAAUGGUGUCAUAAUUUAGUUGAAGAAUGUUUCAAAUGUCCAGACAAAGAAGAAUUGUUGAGAAUUCAUCCUGGUUCGAUAUUUACGUGUAAAAAUAACAGCGAAAUAUUUUGGAGUGAAAAAAGAUGCGAUGGAAGAAGAGAUUGUGAGGAUGGAAGUGACGAAGAAAAUUGUAUAACAUAUUACUGCAAUCUUGAUAACUUAUAUGGCCACACAUGGAGAUCAGUGGAAGUAAAUGCGACUGUAUCUGCGAGCUGCUCAUUACUCAAUUUGGAUAGAAGAAUGUGGACAGGCAUGAUGUCUCGUCAGUGUUCUUAUAAAAAAGAAAAUGGUACCAUUUGGGAUGACAUUGACUACUGCAGUUGCUCUGACAACGAAACAGUUCCAACGUUCGACGAAAAGAAAUUGCAUGAUAUUUACAGUAUAAAAGUACUUCUAGACGAUGUCUAUCUAAUCUUUAUAAAAUCUGUCAGGAAAAGACAAUGCUUAUUAGCCGCUACCAGAUUGAUGAACAGAACAAUAGACUUAUAUAAGGAAGACGUAAAAUACAAAGUCCUGGAUUCAAUACUGGGUACGGCACUAAGGAUGUCAAAACAAGAAGAGAGAAAGUGUGAUCCUGCUAAGGUGUAUGAUGAUCUGUAUGAAGAAACAGUGAAAUGCAUGGACACAUACAAUUACUAUAAAUAUCAUCAGAACUUUGGCUGGCUUGGAACAGUCGCUGCAUCACGACUGAAUAUGUUGUACUAUCUGAAAAACUAUAAAACACUGACGGUUGCAAGAGAAGAAAUGGGUGGAGAACGCAUUACGACACCUGUCAAACAAUGGACACAUGUUGGUCUUUUAUAUGUUAGCAUGAUCUCAACAUCUUUGGUGUUUUUGUGCGCAAGUUUGAUGUUAUUUGCCGUCCUUAAAAUUCAAAACACAACAAAGAUCUUUAUUCACAAAAAUUUUAUGAUCAUUUUGAGCUUAUCAUAUGCAAUUGAAAUCAUUGCACACCUCUUCAAACCAGAACCAAAGAAAAACAAGGAGGUGUGUAUCACACUAGCGUACGCUGCUUAUUAUUCUGUCUUGGCUGUGUUCUCAUGGAUGACUGUUGAAGGGAUUAAUCUUAUACUUCAAGUGGUCAUUGUAUUUAAAACAGCAUUCAGGAAGUGGAUAGUAUACAUUCUUAUCGGAUAUGGAUUCCCUGCGAUACUGUCGCUUGUUAUUGGUGUCUGGAAAUUUAAAAGUUUUGAAGAGACUGAAAGCUGUUUGUCUAUGAACGACAGUAGUUGGUACAUAAAAGCUCCAAUGGCAGUUUUGAUGUUUGUAAAUGUGACCAUGUUUUGUGUAAUAUUUGUGUUUAUCAUCCGAAACAUGCUAAAAAGGAGUUCAAAAUUCUCGCAAAGAAGCAGUUCAUCCCUGAAAGCAUUUGUGAUAUUAUGUCCCUUGCUUGGUGUGAGUUACAUCAUGGGUUUGUUCCUGGAUGAAACAACCAAGAAUUUGACCUACGUCUACAUCUUUGUAAAUGGAUUAAUGGGACUUCCAAUAUUUCUUCUUCAUUGCUAUGCGGAUCCUGAGGUGCAAAUGAAGCUGAAAAAGAAGUUUACAGGAUUUAGAAGAGAUAAUUCGACAUCAACCAACCAGAAAAAAGACACCUCAUCUCACUUAUCCUAAGAAUUUGCAUACAACAUAAUAUUACUUGAAGAAAAACUCUUAAAUUCGACUAUAUGUCUAAUACAAUUAUAGAACGAGUUAUCAGGAUCCACUGGUGCCAAAAAAUGUUACUGCUAAAUGUAUACAGGCCAGGGCAAACCGAGGCAACUUUUUAAGUAACAUUACCCGUCAACAUUUGUUGAUGAACAUGUUGACUCGAUUUGCUAUGGGUAUCAGCAUGUUGACGAAGAAAAAAAAACCUCUAAUAAUGUUGAUCAACAUUUAUUAACUUUUUUAUAAAUGUUGAUCAACAUUGUUGAUGAGUUUUGUAUGUUGCUACGAUUUGCUAUAGCUAUCAACAACUCUGGCAACAUUUUUCAGUAUGUUCGAAUCAUUUAAUUGCAAAUUUGAAUGUUCUAGCACGAAUUCGAAUCUUUUUGUUCGAGUGUAUACACGACCUGCAUGAAAAUAAGAUCAAGACAUAGAGAUAUAUUUAUUUUGAAAGUGGCGGAAGUCACUGCUUCAGCUAAUCCUGCAACUACCACUGCUGGUAAACAAGAAUUUAAAUGGAACGAUGAAUUAGUGGAGAAGCUGAUUAACCUGUACGAAGAAUGACCCUGUCUCUGGGGCAUUUCAGAUCGAAGCUACUCAAAAACAGAUGUCAAGGAGAAGGCUUUCUCUGAAAUAAAAGAAGAGAUGGGCAUCUAUUACUAACAACAGCAAUAAACAUGCUGCAGCUUUCUUCUCCGCCAUUUUAAAAAAGGAGAAUGAAUGGCCAUGUUUCAGAAGAAUGUAGUUGCUCAAAAUGUUGACGGGAAUGUUGACAAGGGUAUAGCAAAUCGUAUUAACAUGUUGCUCACAAUGUUGACGAGAAUGUUAACCGAGAAUGUUGAUCGAUUUGCCCCGGGUUGAAGAACGUUUGCACGUUAAAUUUAAAACACAUAUCUUUGAUAAACGUAUUUGUUUUGUUGUUACGAAUAUCUUUAAGGAAGUGCGUUCACAUA
Molecule: messenger RNA, 3745 nt
Organism: Hydractinia symbiolongicarpus
Lineage: Eukaryota; Metazoa; Cnidaria; Hydrozoa; Anthoathecata; Hydractiniidae
Exons: 20
Coding region: 75-2762 (895 amino acids)
Biological process (GO): cell surface receptor signaling pathway; adenylate cyclase-modulating G protein-coupled receptor signaling pathway
Cellular component (GO): plasma membrane
Molecular function (GO): G protein-coupled peptide receptor activity; protein binding
Source: RefSeq, a predicted model, not a curated record